UCUUUGUCCGCAUCAGAGAAUUUAAUCUAGGUCAAAAUCACUAUUGGGAGAUCGCAUCCAACCUCAAAAUCACCAAUACAAAUCCACGUGCAUUGCCACGCUGCGUUGUAGAAGUCCCUCUUUGUCGGAAUCUUGAUGCAUAUAACUGCUUUUAUUGAAGGGAACCCUAACCUCCAUAUUUGAACAUGGACCAUCUUUUUGAUUUAAUCUGCUAAUUUCAAAUCUCAUGUUGUUAAGUCUUCCUUCCGGUUCAUUUAUGCAGCCAGCUAUCUACAUCACAAGUUUAGCUGCAGUUGAAGUGCUACGAGCUCGUGAUGGAGGUCAGGCAAUAAUUGAUUCUGUGGAUGUCACGUGUGGUCUAAGCUUAGGGGAAUACACUGCUCUUGCAUUUGCUGGAGCUUUCAGCUUUGAGGAUGGGCUCAAGCUGGUCAAGUUAAGGGGUGAAGCUAUGCAGGAUGCUGCUGAUGCUGCUAAAAGUGCCAUGGUUAGUAUCAUUGGAUUGGACUCCAAAAAGGUGCAACU
Molecule: messenger RNA, 522 nt
Organism: Olea europaea var. sylvestris
Lineage: Eukaryota; Viridiplantae; Streptophyta; Magnoliopsida; Lamiales; Oleaceae
Product: malonyl-CoA-acyl carrier protein transacylase, mitochondrial-like
Exons: 3
Molecular function (GO): transferase activity
Source: RefSeq, a predicted model, not a curated record